GAGCCGAUUUGCAUGCGGCCGCCGCGGCCGCUGCCUGCGCCCGAGCCCGCCGCCGCCGCCGCCGGAGCCCGCGCCCGCGCCCGGCCCGCGCAGCCCCAUGCCUCUGGCGCGGCCCUCCGGGGGGCGAAGGUGAAGACCGGCUCCUAGGAUGAGUGAAGGGGCGGCCGCUGCCUCGCCACCUGGUGCCGCUUCGGCAGCCGCCGCCUCGGCUGAGGAGGGCACCGCGGCGGCUGCGGCGGCGGCAGCGGCGGGCGGGGGCCCGGACGGCGGCGAAGGGGCGGCCGAGCCCCCCCGGGAGUUACGCUGUAGCGACUGCAUCGUGUGGAACCGGCAGCAGACGUGGCUGUGCGUGGUGCCUCUGUUCAUCGGCUUCAUCGGCCUGGGGCUCAGCCUCAUGCUUCUCAAAUGGAUCGUGGUGGGCUCCGUCAAGGAGUACGUGCCCACCGACCUGGUGGACUCCAAGGGGAUGGGCCAGGACCCCUUCUUCCUCUCCAAGCCCAGCUCUUUCCCCAAGGCCAUGGAGACCACCACCACGACCACUUCCACCACGUCCCCCGCCACCCCCUCCGCCGGGGGCGCCGCCUCCUCCAGGACGCCCAACCGGAUUAGCACCCGCUUGACCACCAUCACUCGGGCGCCCACUCGCUUCCCCGGGCACCGGGUGCCCAUCCGGGCCAGCCCGCGCUCCACCACAGCACGGAACACUGCGGCCCCCCCGACGGUCCUAUCUACCACGGCCGCGUUCUUCAGUAGCAGCACGCCGGGCUCCCGACCCCCGGUGCCAGGAACCCCAAGCACCCAGGCAAUGCCCUCCUGGCCCACUGCGGCAUACGCUACCUCCUCCUACCUUCACGAUUCUACUCCCUCCUGGACCCUGUCUCCCUUUCAGGAUGCUGCCUCGUCGUCUUCCUCCUCUUCCUCGUCCUCUACCACCACGACACCAGAAACUAGCACCAGCCCCAAAUUUCAUACGACGACGUAUUCCACAGAGCGAUCUGAGCACUUCAAACCCUGCCGAGACAAGGACCUUGCAUACUGUCUCAAUGAUGGCGAGUGCUUUGUGAUCGAAACCCUGACCGGAUCGCAUAAACACUGUCGGUGCAAAGAAGGCUACCAAGGAGUCCGUUGUGAUCAAUUUCUGCCGAAAACUGAUUCCAUCUUAUCGGAUCCAACAGACCACUUGGGAAUUGAAUUCAUGGAAAGUGAAGAAGUUUAUCAAAGGCAGGUGCUGUCCAUUUCAUGUAUCGUCUUUGGAAUUGUCAUCGUGGGCAUGUUCUGUGCAGCAUUCUACUUCAAAAGCAAGAAACAAGCUAAACAAAUCCAAGAGCAGCUCAAAGUGCCACAAAAUGGUAAAAGCUACAGUCUCAAAGCAUCCAGCACAAUGGUGAAGUCAGAGAACUUGGUGAAGAGUCAUGUCCAGCUGCAAAAUUAUUCAAAGGUGGAAAGGCAUCCUGUGACUGCAUUGGAGAAAAUGAUGGAGUCAAGUUUUGUCGGCCCCCAGACAUUCCCUGAGGUUCCUUCUCCUGAUAGAGGACGCCAAUCUGUCAAACACCACAGGAGUCUAUCCUCUUGCUGCAGCCCAGGGCAAAGGAGUGGCAUGCUCCAUAGGAAUGCCUUCAGAAGGACACCCCCGUCACCCCGAAGUAGGCUAGGCGGAAUUGUGGGACCAGCAUAUCAACAACUGGAAGAAUCAAGGAUCCCAGACCAGGAUACAAUACCUUGCCAAGGGAUAGAGGUCAGGAAGACUAUAUCCCACCUGCCUAUACAGCUGUGGUGUGUUGAAAGACCCCUGGACUUAAAGUAUUCAUCCAGUGGUUUAAAAACCCAACGAAAUACAUCAAUAAAUAUGCAACUGCCUUCAAGAGAGACAAACCCCUAUUUUAAUAGCUUGGAGCAAAAGGACCUGGUGGGCUAUUCAUCCACAAGGGCCAGUUCUGUGCCCAUCAUCCCUUCAGUGGGUCUAGAGGAAACCUGCAUGCAAAUGCCAGGGAUUUCCGAAGUCAAAAGCAUCAAAUGGUGCAAAAACUCCUAUUCAGCUGACGUUGUCAAUGUGAGUAUUCCAGUCAGCGAUUGUCUUAUAGCAGAACAACAAGAAGUGAAAAUAUUGCUAGAAACUGUCCAGGAGCAGAUCCGAAUUCUGACUGAUGCCAGACGGUCAGAAGACUACGAACUGGCCAGCGUAGAAACCGAGGACAGUGCAAGCGAAAACACAGCCUUUCUCCCCCUGAGUCCCACGGCCAAAUCAGAACGAGAGGCACAAUUUGUCUUAAGAAAUGAAAUACAAAGAGACUCUGCAUUGACCAAGUGACUUGAGAUGUAGGAAUCUGUGCAUUCUAUGCUUUGCUCAACAGGAAAGAGAGGAAAUCGAUUACAAAUUAUUUAUAUGCAUUAAUUUAAGAGCAUCUACUUAGAAGAAACCAAAUAGUCUAUCGCCCUCAUAUCAUAGUGUUUUUUAACAAAAUAUUUUUUUAAGGGAAAGAAAUGUUUCAGGAGGGAUAAAGCUUACAAUUAAAGCUUUUGGGUAGAAUUCUGAAUCCAAUUUCAGUUAGUCCCAACACUGUCCUCUUUGGCUCUUAGGAGAUGUGGGCAAUUCAGACCCUUGGCCCCACAGCGCCAGUGCCUCAUUCAAAAGCACUGGCAGUUACCUGGUUUCAAAAAGAGGAGAGCCGUAUCCGCAGGUGGAUGCGCCAGUGAGCAGGUGGCCCUUGCCAUUUGGCUUGCCAGUCCCAAGCCCUAAAUUUCUGUUCACCCAAUAGCCUCAUCACAGGUUAUGUCAUGUCGACAAAUGCAGCGUUUUCUAUUUGAUUUUUGGAGAAUGGCACAAAAGACUGCAAUGCGAAGGAGGACAGGAGAGAGAAGGAGAAACUGGGGGCAAUCGUAACAACUCUUGUGUGGCACCUUCCUCUGAGAUUUGAAUGCACACAUCUCAGCUGGAGGUCUGAAAUUAUCACAGAAAAAGAGACAAAAAAAAUCACUAUGUCGUGUCACUAAAAUCACGCUAAUAGAAAUGUUUUUCCUUGAGAUUGUUUAGAGGCUCUGGAGGAGCGUUUCUCAGUUUUUGUGUGACUGUGUGCACAUGUGCGUGCGACCGUGUGUGUGUGUGGACUUGCUCACGCGAGCACAUAUGCUGUAUGCACAUGUGUUCAUUGUGCGUAUGUGUGUGCAUGUGUGCGCGUAUUACGCUUGCUAAAAUUUGUUCUGAAACAUCAGGGAAUCUAAUAUUCAGAGAAAGUAUUUCCCUCUUAGAUCUGUUCACUUUAAAUUUUUCCAUUAAUUAUAAAGUUCAGUCAGUUCUUAAAUCAAGGUCACUUGCAUGGUGGAGUCCUAUAAAACUCUUGACACUGUCUAGACCAUUUUCUGAUGUGAAUACUUUUGAGAGGAGCAACUAUUGGCUCAUUAAUGAUAACAGUAUCAUCAGGUGAGUUAACUGAGGAUGUGUGUUUAUUUUGAAUCAUGCCUACUUAAAUUAUUAAUGCAAGACAAUUAACAAAUUGACAGUUCCCAUUUGCUUUCUCAUCAUCCUCAUUACUAUUUAUUUUAUAGCAAGUCUACUACGUGUGGACUGAGGCUUCGGCUUCUGUGGUUAAUAUGGGAAGAAUAACUUGCUGAAAUCAAAAAACCCAGACUAUUCAGUUCACAAGAAGCCCCCAAAAGAACAGUAAAUUGUGUUGUAUGUUCAUUUGGAAUAAAGCAAUAUUUUUACCACUGCUAAGGUGAACUGAAACCUCUCCUGAAGAUUUGUCUAUUUAUUUACCCUCAUUUUCAUGGGACAUAUGAGGAAAUUAGUGUUCAUAUACCCAGUCUUUUUCCAAUUAUUGGUGGUGUUGAGUUGUUAUGUUUACACCGUUUUAAAUAAAAAGGCACAGUAUUUGAAAGCAUAAAAGAUUUCUUUUACUGCAGUUUUGGAAAACCUUGGUUAAAAUCUCUUUGUGGAAGACACAUUCCAUGGAAAAGGAAUGUAACUAUUUCUGAGUCAAGCCGUAAAGAGAUCCAAUUCAUAUUUCAGGUUAAGUUGUUUCUGCUGAAAAUACAUUGCAAAUUGGUCUUUGGGAACAUCUGUUAUUAGUAGACAUACUGUCAUCCAGACAAAAGAAAGAGCACUAUGUAUUUAUCAGAACUACUUAAUAGAAAUUCAAGAUCUCAAAUGUUGAAACACUUUGGUAAAAAUGCACUUUACAUUUAACAAAAGGUUGUGUGAUAUUUAUUAUUUUUUCUAUAUUCCAUUGUUUUGAAUAUAGAGGUAAUACUGGUAGAAUUUUAAAAGAUUAUCAUAAAUUUGUAAUGUCUAGAUCAUCUAAGUUAUUAUUUAAAAAUACUGUAUGUAUGGAAACAUUUUAGAAAAUGGUCUUAAAAACUAACAGGUCUAUAAAAACCCAAUAAGUAGAGCAUCCAAUAUGUCAUUGUGUUGAAAUUUAUCACAAUUAUCAAACAGCUGGAAGGCCUCACAACUUUGUUGAAGUCAACCUUGUUCUUGUAUAUUUUUUUAACUAAAAUGCUUUACUUGCUUAUCUGGAAGAUUGGUUCUGAAUUUACCAUUAAGAAGGUAUAUGCUGUAUAACUCAUUGCAGUUAUACUAACAUAUUGUUUACACUGAAAACAUUGUCAGUGAAACUUAAGUCUUGGUCCAACCCCUUAUUUUUU
Cebus imitator (Panamanian white-faced capuchin) is the source of this 4641-nucleotide messenger RNA. RefSeq names its product neuregulin 3 (gene NRG3). Lineage: Eukaryota; Metazoa; Chordata; Mammalia; Primates; Cebidae. The transcript is spliced from 10 exons. Gene Ontology annotation, biological process: nervous system development; animal organ development; intracellular signal transduction. The record is from RefSeq and is a predicted model, not a curated record. Gene Ontology annotation, molecular function: chemorepellent activity. Bases 149 to 2308 code for a protein of 719 amino acids.